AUGGGAGGUGGCAAUGGGACAGCAGUAACUGAGUUUGUUUUGCUGGGGUUCUCAGGCUUUGGUUCCCUUCAGGGUCCUCUCUUUUGGGGGGUGCUGUGCAUCUACCUGGUGACCUUGCUGGGCAACUCCCUGAUCACCCUCCUCACCCUGGUAGACCCUGCCCUGAACUCGCCAAUGUAUUUCUUCCUUCGGCAUUUCUCCAUGGUGGAAAUCCUCUACACCACAACCAUCGUGCCCAGGAUGCUGGCCGAUCUCCUCUCUUCCUGCCCCACCAUCCCACUUGCCAGCUGCUUCACCCAGCUGUAUUUCUUUGCCCUCUUUGGCAUCACUGAAUGCUGCUUGCUCACUGCCAUGGCCUAUGACCGCUACGCAGCCAUCUGCCGGCCACUGCAUUAUACCACCCUGAUGAACCAGGGCGCCUGCAGGAGCAUGGUGGGUGCCUCCUACCUCAUGGGCAUUAUCACUGGCAUCACUCACUCCAUCUUCAUCUUCACUUUGCCUUUCCAUGGUGCCAACACAAUCCAUCACUUCCUUUGUGACAUUCUGCCUGUGCUGAGAUUGGCUAGUGCGAGCACCUUCUGGGGUGAAGUGGGCAAUCUUGCUGUCACGAUAGCCUUCAUCUUGACCCCCUUCUCACUGAUCAUAGCCUCCUAUGCCUGUAUCCUUGCUACCAUCCUUGGAGUUGCGUCAUCCCAGGGACGCCAAAAAGUCUUCUCUACCUGUUCCUCCCAUCUGUUUGUGGUCAUGCUCUUUUUUGGGACUGGAACUGUUGCCUAUAUGGGGCCUUGGGCAGGCUCCUCUCCGGACGCGGACCAGAUCCUUGCCCUCUGCUACACAGUUGUCACCCCCAUGUUUAACCCUUUUGUCUACACUCUGAGGAACAAGGAGGUCACAGGGGCAAUGAGGCGGCUCAUGAAGAGAUACCUUUGGAGCACUUGA
Molecule: messenger RNA, 939 nt
Organism: Equus quagga
Lineage: Eukaryota; Metazoa; Chordata; Mammalia; Perissodactyla; Equidae
Product: olfactory receptor 9-like
Exons: 1
Coding region: 1-939 (312 amino acids)
Biological process (GO): G protein-coupled receptor signaling pathway
Cellular component (GO): membrane
Molecular function (GO): G protein-coupled receptor activity; olfactory receptor activity
Source: RefSeq, a predicted model, not a curated record